CAUAGAUGUACGGUUCAAGAGCCUAGAAAUUAGCAGCUAAGCGAAUCGUGAUCAUUUCUAGGACCCCCGGAAUCGACGGUCUGUAGGGGACGGCAGGCAGAUUGCUGCAAUCGCGCUGCAUCGCGGGGGGAUCGCUCCUUUCAGGUGGAUCACACUCGUCUAUAGACAUCCACGUUGGAACUGCCCCGAUCUAGUCACAGCGACAUGGCUCAGGUCGCCAUCCCGGCCCUUCCGAAACCUCUGAUGAACGGACACUCUCAUCAUGUGGACCUGUCGACACCGGGACUGGACACCCCCCUCGACUCGCCCAUGGCUACCGAAGCCAACACCCCGAACCUGAUAAACGAGGCUGCUCAAUACGUCAACCUUCCCAACAAGGUACAACCGCCGGAAAAGUUUCACCGGAUCGAUACGAUACACUUGAAGAAGAAACUCUUUGAAGCUCUGGGGUCGAACGAGUCGGGAGAGAGCGAGCAGGCCAGGGUGUAUUGGCAGCAUUUGGGGCAGUUCGUCAGGGGUAAACUCAGAAGGGAAGAGUUUGUAGAGUUGAUCGCCGAGGUGUUGGAGACGCAGUAUCAAGUGACACUGCAUAACCACCUCCUCACGGCGAUCCUGCACAACUCGGUUUCUACUCAACCUAUCGCGACUACCCCUACCCUCCCCAUCACCCCAAACGCCCAACAGCCUGACAUCAGCAAUGAUCCUACUACUACACCCAAGAAAACCCGACCUGCCGGUGAUAUCGACCCGGAAGACACCUCCUCGACCCCAUCCAAGAACAAACGACCCCGCAAAGCCGACCUCGAGCUCGACAUCUCCCAAGUGCCCGACCUCUUGCCCAAACGUACUCGCGUCCGAGAAUGGCUUGGAGGUCUGAACCGGGCCGAGCGGGACAGGUUGAAGCGACUAGGCGGGUCUGGAGGGUCGAACGGAGGAGGAUCGGGAGGUGUACAAGAGAACGACCACAAGUCCAAGAUCCCUGGGGAGAUGCAGAGAGGGUAUCAGGGAAGAGGGAGGUUGAGGCAGAACAGCAAGCCGCUCCGGCCGAACGUCUUGUCGUCCCUCCACCCGUUAGCUCAGUCGACAGGGUACGUGCCCAGUCAGAGACAACUACGGGACCGGAUUGUCGACUUGGCCAAGUUGAACGGGAUGACCGAGGGAGUCGCCGAGGGAAUGGACGAUCUGCUGGGCGCUGCGUUGGAUACGCAUCUGGACAGCUUGUUCUGUGCCGCCCUCGAGGUCAAGGUGCAAAAGGGCAAAGCCGAUGACCACAACACGACGUCGGAAGAUGACAAUAAUGCAAUGGACGUGGACGGCCCGACCGACAUCGGCAUGAAACCCAGCGCACCCACACUCUCGCUCCCACCUCCCCAUCCCUCUUCGCCACGUGCUGCCGGAAUCAACAUCCUAAAGCAAGAUCCCACGUACGAGCUGUCCCACCCGGACCCCAUCCACCUCGAACUCCAAGACUUUCAUUCGCUCUUCACCCUGGCCCCUCAGAUCCAUCCUCACCUCGGUAGCGCGGUCUGGCAGUUGCAGAACGGGAUCGCACUCAGGGAAGAACAGCUGGAGGAAGAAUCCGAGCGGAUGAAUGCGUCUUGGAAGGCUUGGGCGGAGGAGAAGCAAGAGACGGAUCGGUCGUUGGAGAUGUUGUUUCAAGGGCAGAUGGUCGCUGCGAAUUUACAGUCGGCCUUGUCGGGUGGGGUCAUACGGAACGCUCAGGCCGGGCCGGGACCGAGGUCUACGGCGGCGGCCAUGUCUGCCGUUGAAGCUGACAAGUCCAAGACUGAUGGUCAAGGUCAAGGUCAAGGUCGGGACACCCCUGGGCCGUCCGUACCUUCCACUCCGGUACCCAACCAGGCGGCACCUAAUGGACUCCCGAACGGCUCGUCCGCCAUGCCGAACGGUGGAGGUCCAGGUACAGAAUCAACCGCUCGACCUGGCGCUCCCGACCGUCCUCUACCAUCCGACUUGGAGAGGAUCCAACUCCGCCCCCACGCCCAACCUGGGCCUGGGGGGAUCAUCUUACGUCCCAGUCGAACGCUAGGUCUUCAUCUAGGAGGUAUUUCCGGAACGAAUCCUUUGACAGCUAGCGGGACCGGGUCCCUCUUCAACUCGAACUCCAAGGACUAUGAGGGGUACGCAACGGGGUCGAACAGGAAGGAGAUGAUACUUCGCGAGUUGGAAGCGAGGAAGUUAUACAAGGUCGUAGAUGGGCGACCUGUACCGGUACCGAUGGGAGGGGUCGGGGGGAUGCCUCCUUCGAUGGGGAUUCCGAUGCAGAUGCAGGCUGGUGGGAUGGGGAUGCCAGGAGGUCAAGGAGGAGGUCCAGGACAGGCACCAAUGGGACAUGCCUCUGCUGUACCACAGGAUGACGCCACCGGGACCGGACCCGGACCCUCAGCAGGCCUGGCACCUGGGUCUACGGCUACCGGCUUGCCAGCGUUACCGUUACCGCUGCACGGACCUAAUUAUUGGCCGUACGUGGAUCCGGCUUCGAUCUUCAAGGAUAUCUUGGGAUGAGAGGAUGGGCAGUUGAAGUAAACCAUGUCAUAUGGUGCAUGGUGGUUGUAAGCGUGUUGUAGACGUGUUUGUCGGUGGUAGAUUUACAUGUACAUGUUCGAUGUGCGAAUGUGCAAAAUGUGCAAGUGUGAC
Molecule: messenger RNA, 2655 nt
Organism: Filobasidium floriforme
Lineage: Eukaryota; Fungi; Basidiomycota; Tremellomycetes; Filobasidiales; Filobasidiaceae
Product: transcriptional regulator of RNA polII, SAGA, subunit-domain-containing protein
Exons: 4
Coding region: 205-2523 (772 amino acids)
Biological process (GO): regulation of transcription by RNA polymerase II
Cellular component (GO): SAGA complex
Molecular function (GO): transcription coactivator activity
Source: RefSeq, a predicted model, not a curated record